AUGCCCUUCUUGCAGAGGACCGAGUCCGUUACACGUUCUGCCAUAGGCUCCUGUCCCGAUAUUUGUGUCAGUCUCGCCACUCAAACAGUGCUAUCUCUGGAGGGUUAUAUACUCGCGCGAGUUACUGUUGUUGAUUAUGGAGGCGAUAUACUCCUUGACACCCUUGUGAUUCCCCGAUCCAGAGUCAUAGAUUACUGUGCCGAGCGCACUGGAUUCAACGAGUCGCACUUCAUCGCUGGUGGUAAGAUUCGGUCUAGGAUAUCCAUAUCUAGGUCAUCCGAAAACCUCCCAGGUCAUAUCCUUGGCUUUGAAAUUACUCGUCAACGAGUGGCUCAGCAUUUGAGAGGGAAAGUCGUAGUUGGCCACCGACUUUGGGUGUCAUUGGACGCUCUCCGCUUGUCACACCCAGCAGACAAAACACGGGACUUGGCAACAUACUUCCCCCUUCUAGCUGCUUUGCCUUCAAGUUCCGAUCAGGACCUUCAGGAUGGCUUUCCCAUCUUGGUGCAGGAAUUCAUGCAUCGAACCAUUCGUAAGGGUUUUGAGAAUUCCGUCGAAGAUGCUCGCGCCGCUAUGGAUCUUUACAGAUCAUGCCGGGACAAUUGGGAGCACCUGAUCGCUGCAUCCUUCUGGCCAUCGCUCACACCCCCGCGCGAGUUUUUCCAGUGCUACACUUGA
Messenger RNA from Cantharellus anzutake, 678 nucleotides. RefSeq lists its product as uncharacterized. The record is from RefSeq and is a predicted model, not a curated record. NCBI's taxonomy places the organism in Eukaryota, Fungi, Basidiomycota, Agaricomycetes, Cantharellales, Hydnaceae. Bases 1 to 678 code for a protein of 225 amino acids. Gene Ontology annotation, molecular function: nucleic acid binding; exonuclease activity. The transcript is spliced from 5 exons. Gene Ontology annotation, cellular component: nucleus.